AGCGGUCAUCACAGCAGCUAGAGACAGCGGUCAUCACAGCAGCUAGAGACAGCGGUCAUCACAGCAGCAGAGACAGCCGUCAUCACAACAGCUAGAGUGACAGCUGCCUGUAGGACUACAGUAUAAGAUGACGGCAGCUAACGUUGAUGAAAUCUGGCAGCAUCUGGGCAGCUUCGGCCGCUAUCAGUGGACGAAGGUGAGCCUCAUACUCUUCGGUAACAUCUUCUGGGCCUUCCACAUGAUGUCGACGACCUUCCUGGCCGCCGUGCCGCCGGACCGCACCUGUCCAGCGCUGACCAACGACACCGGUAACGUGACCAGUGUGCGGGAGGGCUGGCCGGGGCAGCCGUGUCCACUGCUGGCUAACGCCACGCCGGAGGGAAUGCUGGACCCAUGCCGGACGCUGUCCAAUCUGACGUACGGUGGCUGGAAUGAGACAACGCCAGAGGACGAGUGCGAGCGAGGAUGGAACGAUACCAACCAUCCUGCGUCUAUCGUUACCGACUGGAACUUGGUGGGCGACCGAAAAUACCUAGUCGGACUCAGCGUAUCAAUAAUGAUGAUCGGAAUAAUGGUGGCCAACUGGAAGGUAGCUGAAAUUGCCGACCAUUACGGACGGAGAAAGGUUUACAUCGCCUGUAUGCUGGCGCACGUUGUUGUCGGCCUGCUGCUGGCAGCUAGCUGGGACUACUGGGUCUUCGCCAUGUUCAGAUUCUUCCUCGGCAUAGCGACGUCUGUAAGUGGUUUCCGGAAUCUGACAUUGGCUGGUCACACAAUCCCGCCUAUGAUGAAAGCUAACGCCAUCACUGACAGAAGGCUGCAAAGGUGGUUUCCGGAAUCUGUACAUUGGCUGGUCACACAAGCCCGCUAUGAUGAAGCUAACGCCAUACUGCAGAAGGCUGCAAAGGUUCGUCAAUUCUAUCGUGUAUUACGGCAUAUCACUGAUCAUAGGCGACUUGCCUGGAAACCCGUACCUGGUGUUUGCCUUGAUGGGACUCUCGCAGAUACCAGUGGAUAUCAUCUCAUUCCCCAUCAUCCAAAGAGUUGGUCGAAUGCCUUCCAUUAUCGUUUCACACAUACUAGGCGGUGUUCUGCUCUUUGUAUCUGCAUUUCUACCAAGAACCACGAACGUCGGAACCGACAUUUCCUGGAUCGUCACGACCGUAGCGAUGAUGGGAACUUCAAUACAGUCUUCGUCUAUACGGGGGAAGUCUACCCGACAGUUGUAAGAAAUAUCGGCAUGGGAUUCUGUGCAAUCUGCGCCAGAGUUGGAGGCAUAGUAGCUCCCUUUCUCAUUCACCUGGUCGGCGACUCGACGCGAUGCAGCCACAUGCCCUGCCGGGCGAGAGAAAAUUAG
Messenger RNA from Priapulus caudatus, 1357 nucleotides. RefSeq names its product solute carrier family 22 member 6-A-like. Gene Ontology annotation, biological process: transmembrane transport. The transcript has 10 exons. Gene Ontology annotation, molecular function: transmembrane transporter activity. Bases 128 to 1357 code for a protein of 409 amino acids. Gene Ontology annotation, cellular component: membrane. Lineage: Eukaryota; Metazoa; Priapulida; Priapulimorpha; Priapulimorphida; Priapulidae. The record is from RefSeq and is a predicted model, not a curated record.